Molecule: messenger RNA, 2064 nt
Organism: Megachile rotundata (alfalfa leafcutting bee)
Lineage: Eukaryota; Metazoa; Arthropoda; Insecta; Hymenoptera; Megachilidae
Product: transmembrane protein 115
Biological process (GO): retrograde vesicle-mediated transport, Golgi to endoplasmic reticulum
Cellular component (GO): Golgi apparatus; membrane
Source: RefSeq, a predicted model, not a curated record
GUAGCAAACGUCAAGUUACAGCGCAAGUGGCUCUAUGAUUCAAAGAGGUUAAGAGGGCUGCUUGAUAGAAAUGGCAGCGAUAAAAGGCCUGGGUAGAAAUAUACCCUAUCUGAGGCAACAAUUCGCUGCCCUAUUAGGAAAUACAAGUACAAGCGUGAAAUUCAUAUGCAUCGUAGUUUUGUUUUCUUAUUGCCUUUCGUUUUCCGCGGAAGCAGUACGUGUUUUGAGUGUAACACCAGGUUACUUAUUGCCUCCAGUAUUUUGGAUAUGGACAGCAUUUACCUUCUGUUUUCUCGAGAUACACUUCUGGGAAGUAUGCGUGGACAUUGUUACAGUAGGGCUGUGCGGUAAAUUGAUUGAACCUCUGUGGGGUGCAAUGGAAAUGAUGACUUUCUUCGCUAUUGUUAAUUUUGGCGUCGCUGUUUUGUCAGCUUUAUUUUAUUUAUUUUUGUAUAUGUGUACCAGUGAUCCAGAUUUAUUAUUUGAUAUACACAUCCAUGGACUGACUGGAUACAUUGCAGGUGUUGCUGUAGCCGUAAAACAAAUAAUGCCAGAUCAUAUUUUACUUAAAACACCAAUUGGAAAAUUUACAAAUAGGAAUAUACCAUUAAUGGUCUGGGUUAUGGGAGUGAUAUUAUGGCUUUUUGGAUUAUUAGAAGGUACUAAUCCUACUAUGUUUCUCAGUGGCUUACUGAUAUCAUGGGUAUACCUAAGAUUUUAUCAGAAACAUAAUAAUGGUACACGUGGCGAUAUGGCUGACAAUUUUACUUUUGCAAGUUUCUUCCCAAAUGUUUUACAACCACCAAUAGCAGUUGUGAGUAACACAAUACAUAGCUUUUUUGUACGCAUUGGAAUUUGCAGAAAAGUAGUUAGGAGAUUUGAUAUGUCAAAUGCUCCACCUGGUCUGAUUAUAAAUCUUCCUGGUAUUGAUCCCCAUGAUAGUGAAAGGAGGAGGCAAAUAGCAUUAAAAGCUUUAAGUGAAAGGUUGAGUAAGGAUCAUACAAAACCGUGGCAGCAAGAUCGAGCUAAGAAACAUUCUCCAGUUCCUCCUGCAGUUUCAAUUCCAAUUCCCGAAUCUACUACUCCUAAACCGCUUGCGUCCCCUCUCAUUCCACAAGUUAGUGUUAACAUACAUAAUCAUACCUCUACUAACACGUGAUUGCAUCAGACAGACUGAUUUUACAAAGUAAAUGUAUAAAUACGUUAAGAAACUUCUAAAGAAAAUGUUGGUAAUGUAACAGCCGUAUUAGUAAUACAGCAAUAUUUAAUUGGGAAGAAAUUUUCAAUUGUAUAUAUGUAAAAUGUGACUGAGAUCAUUCGGAAAAUUGUUUUAAAAGAAAGAGACUUAUCUUUAAAAUACAUUGAGAAAGUCCAAAUUUGUUAAUUAUUACUCGAUAAAUCCAAAGAACAAAGUGUAAUACUUAAGUGGUGCCUUGGUAUUCAUAGCUUUUAAUGUAUCCACCAUGUAUCCAUCAUUGAGAGCCAAUCCUUAAAAGUAUAAACAUCGAGUUAAUUUGUUCUUUGGUAUUAUCAAAAAACUAAGUAAAUAAGUAAAAAGUUUAUUUGUUGUAACUGUGCGAUAGUUUAAGAUCAGCUAAGAUCAGAUUUAAUAAAAAUUUUAUAAUUAGAUAAAGAAUAAAUUUUUGUUAAUUUUUUUUAUCCCAAUUAUGAUAUAUUAAUAAUGGUACUACAUGCAUUCUUUAGAAGCUUCUUAAACAAUAUAAAAGAGAUGACAGAAUCGAUCUUUUUACUUUGUGAUGCUAUUUUCCAAGAAAAUCGUGUUCUUUGUUACUAAGAGCUAUAAAUGCUAUGUAAUAGAAUACCAUCAAUCAAUAAUAUAUAAUUUAAAUGUUUUUAAUAAAGAUCCUGAAGGUUCUGUAAUGUUGCAUUUAUGCAACAUUGUUCCGUCUUUAAUAUUGUUUAGUGAUAACUGGAAGAGAAAAAUGCAUUACUAAUAUUAAUGAACGAAAAAUAGACUGGCUUCCAGUACAAUAUUGUAAAAAAAUUUUAUUAGUAACAGAUUCAAAUUUAAAAUUAAUACGUUCUAGAAAAUAUUUUUUACCA